GUUCAUAAAGCAUAAAACAACACCAUCAGAGCGCGGUGCAAAGUAUCUAUAUUCGUCCGCCGUUCUUAUACAUCCAUGUAGUCCGCUGUAUAGAAAACGGUAGUUUCCCCUCAGCAGCAGACGCACAUUAAUCACGCCCGCUGGCGAAUGAUAAAUACGUCGGAUAGUGAAAUUGCAGUCGGAUUCUCAAAGCGCCGCAGUCUCUUCUCCUAAAUACUUUUGAAUUCUUCUAUCCACUAUUCCUUAACCCCGUGACGUUUCACACAGAGGUCAAGGGAUAAACGAUAGGGUCUGAUUUGUUGACUAUUCGACUGCAGUCAAUGAACCAACUUCCUUAUUGCUCAGAUGUUAUACAAUUCUGCUUGUUUUCCUUAACCUGAUUCGUCCGAUUCCUGCGACAGUCAACCGCGAGCCACUUUCAGUAAACUAAAAGUAACGCUUACUUUGUGGUCAGUUCAUAAGAAGAAACGUGACGGAGAGAAUCAGAUUUUGGUUAUUUCGUCAUGAAGAUGAAGGCGUUAGUGGGGUUUUUGACCCUCGUACACGUUUCCCAGCAAUCUUCAACUGUUCGUGUGAAUGAGGGGGUGGAGUCUGUCCAGCUUCCCUGCCAAGACUCCACGGAAACUGAGGACAAAACAGUGGUGUGGCAUCGAUACGGUUCCAAUCCCUCUAUUGUCCACCAGCAUCGACAUGUGUUUCAGACUCUGUUUCAAAACCAGCAUUACAGCGGCCGAACAUCAAUGUCAGAUGAUGCUCUGGAAACUGGAGACCUCAGCCUCACUCUGAAAGAACCCCACCACUCUGACAGUGGCGUCUACAUCUGCCAAAUGAUCAGAAAGGGAGUGGAAUUAUUCCCCCGAUACAAAGUGGAACUGCAGGUCAUAGUUCUCCAACAUAACUCAACCAUUGGAGUGUAUGAGGGGGUGAAGUCUGUCCAGCUGCCCUGCCAGUCAUCCUGGUUUCUUAGUAAGGACACAACAGUGGUGUGGAGUCGCAUCGGUUUUAAUCCCUCAACCGUCCACCAGCAUCUUGACGAAAAGGAGCCCCGUUUUCAAAACCAGCAUUACAGCGGCCGAACAUCUACGCCAACUUAUGCUCUGAUAACUGGAGACUUCAGCCUCACUCUGAAAGAACCCCAACUCUCUGACAGCGGCGUCUACACCUGCCACGUCCAUAACAAUGAAAAGGAAAUGUUAAGGCUAAUUGUGCGCCUGCAGGUUACAGAACGGCCCAUAUUCCCUCCUGAGUUAUGUCUUAUGCUGGCUGUUUGCCUUGCUCUGGCUGUAGCUGCCUUGGGUUGGCACAAAACCAUCACAGUCUCUUCUGUAGUGGUGAAAGAGGGAGUGUGCUUGGUAAAACUUCCUUACAAAACCAUAGUCCCUCUGCCUGAAGACGUCACCGUGGAGUGGAGUCGUUGCGCCCCCGAGCCAAUGAGGGUCCACAAAUAUUGUAACGGCAACAACGAUCUUAUUAGACAGGAUGAGUUUUAUUGCAAUCGCACAAAGAUGCAGGAAGAGCCACUGAAAACCAAAGACCUCAGUCUGACCCUCAGGGACCCCUGCUACAGAGACAGUGGAACCUACACCUGCACCGUCCACAAGGACAGAGAAGCCGUGACACAGAAAGUAGUACGGCUCCGAGUCAAUGUCCCCCAGGAGGUGGUGAAAGUCGGGGAUUGGGCUAAAUGUGUCACACUGCCCUUCAAAACCAGAGCUCGACUGCCUGCAGAUGCGACGGUAAGAUGGAAACGUUUCGAGUUAUACAAUUCCUGGACAGUUCAUGUGUAUCAGAAUGGCCAAGACAAGUCUGAGGAGCAAGACGACUCUUACAGAGACCGCACAAAGAUGAUGAAAAACCCCCUGCAAGCUGGAGAUCUCAGUCUGACCCUGAUUAACCCCAGUCAUGGAGAUAUCGGUGCAUACACAUGCACCGUUGAAAGGGACGGAGACGUCAUAUGGAAGAGAUCGGUGAGGCUCAAGCUCAAAGGGUUAUGGUUUUAAGGAAGAAAGGACCGAAGACGAACCAGAUGGCGCCGUGAACAAGCAGCUUCCCUGAACCAGUGAUAUGUUCACUGUUUAAUUUGUUCACUGAUGUUAACGCUUCAUUACAUUACAUUACAUUACAUUGCAUUUAGCUGACGCUUUUAUCCAAAGCGACUUACAAUAAGUACAUUCGACCAGGAAGACACAACCUUGAAGAAAACAGAAUCAUAUAAGUACAUCAGGUUUCAUAGAGCCAAACAUUUCAAGUGCUACUCAACUGGCUUUAGGUAAGCCAGUCCUUUAUUAGUAUAAAAGUGCUUCGUUAAUAGUUCUAACGCUCGAAGUGGAGUCGAAAGAGAUGAGUUUUCAGUUUGCGCCGGAAGAUGUGCAAGCUAUCUGCUGUCCUGAUGUCAAUGGGGAGCUCAUUCCACCAUCUUGGAGCCAGGACAGCAAACCCACGUGUUUUCGUCGAUGGGAACUUGGGUCCCCCUCGCAGCGAGGGCGCAACGAGUCGUUUGGCUGAUGCAGAGCGUAGUGCACGCGCUGGGGUGUACGGUUUAACCAUGUCCUGGAUGUAGCUUCAGUAUUGAAUUCAAGUCUCUCCUUCCUUCUCUCUCUGCCUGCAGGUACUAUGUGGUGUAAAAAGAUCAGAUGUUUUUGUGAUUUCAUAAUUGUUUUAAUAAUGUACGUUUCUGGCUGUAGCACAUGCUCCCUGCUCACAUGAUCACCUUUACAUUAUCAAUAAAUAAAUAAUUAAAUAAUCUGAUAA
Gymnodraco acuticeps is the source of this 2751-nucleotide messenger RNA. RefSeq lists its product as uncharacterized. The coding region runs from base 504 to 2000 and encodes 498 amino acids. Lineage: Eukaryota; Metazoa; Chordata; Actinopteri; Perciformes; Bathydraconidae. The transcript has 7 exons. Gene Ontology annotation, cellular component: external side of plasma membrane. The record is from RefSeq and is a predicted model, not a curated record. Gene Ontology annotation, biological process: immune response; T cell costimulation; positive regulation of T cell proliferation.